Messenger RNA from Cercocebus atys (sooty mangabey), 3104 nucleotides. It is a transcript of the gene TRABD, whose product is annotated as TraB domain containing. Lineage: Eukaryota; Metazoa; Chordata; Mammalia; Primates; Cercopithecidae. The transcript is spliced from 11 exons. Bases 871 to 2016 code for a protein of 381 amino acids. The record is from RefSeq and is a predicted model, not a curated record.
CAGAGGUUGUAGGGGUGGGAUCCAGGUGGGUGGUUCUUCAGACAUUGCCUCUGAAGACACUUCAGAGUCCAGGCCCAGCAUCUGUGGCUUUCGGGCCAGGGCCCUUUGCUCAACACCAGGCAGCUGGGAGAGGCUUUGGGCCCAGCUGUAAAUGUCUGAGAGCACGGCUGCCUGGAGCAGGCUAGAGGGAGGAGGGCUGGUGACCUGAAAUCACACCCUAGAGCUUCCAGGGGCCUCAGCGAGGAGGGAAAGAGAGUGCUGGGACUGCGAGGGGGACUGCCAGAUAUGUCCCCCAGAAUCAUGGGCUUUAGGUGCUGGAGGGGCCUCAGUGACCUUCCGCCUGGCCCCCUGCGGGCAGCACGCCUCUGCUGAGAGGCUUCAGGGGCCAGGGCUGGGGGCUGGCACUGCCUCUGGUGGCACUGACAUCAUCCUGCUCAAGGCUUGGCUGCCGGCCAGGAAGGCUUCUCUGCCCGUGCCGACAGGAGACCUGUGCACGCCCACCCCGUGGCACGACUGGGGUCAGGACCAGCGCCUGCUGCUGCAACUGAGAUCCUGCCCUGUCCAUGGCCACAGGCGCACCCGGGACCGGCCUCAGAGGCGGGUCUGGCCAGGCUGGGUGGAGGGCGGGGGCUGACCGCAGACCUGGGGCUGCCACACCCAUGGAGGAAGGGCUGUGGCAACGUGGGCGCCUCCCGUUGGCUGGGCCGAGGCAGCCUCCCACCGGCUGCACAAGAGUUUCUUUAAGGAGUUUCCCCUGUGCGUGCUGGCAGCCUUGCGCUGCUCUCAGAGUCCCGACUUCCGUGUACACUGCAUGGAGAGCUCCUUCCUGUUCACAGGCUCCCCACCCGUGCAAGAAGCCACCGCCCAGCCAUGGACGGGGAGGAGCAGCAGCCACCGCAUGAGGCCAACGUGGAACCUGUUGUGUCGUCGGAGGCUUCAGAGCCGGUGCCCAGGGUGCUUUCUGGGGACCCCCAGAACCUGUCUGACGUGGACGCCUUCAAUCUGCUCCUGGAGAUGAAGCUAAAGCGGCGGCGUCAGCAGCCCAACCUGCCGCGCACUGUGACCCAGCUGGUGGCUGAAGAUGGGAGCAGGGUGUACGUGGUGGGGACAGCCCACUUCAGCGACGACAGCAAGAGGGACGUCGUGAAGACCAUCCGGGAGGUGCAGCCUGACGUGGUGGUCGUGGAGCUCUGCCAGUACCGUGUGUCCAUGCUGAAGAUGGAUGAGAGCACGCUGCUGCGGGAGGCGCAGGAGCUCAGCCUGGAGAAGCUGCAGCAGGCCGUGAGGCAGAACGGGCUCAUGUCGGGGCUGAUGCAGAUGCUGCUGCUGAAGGUGUCUGCGCACAUCACCGAGCAGCUGGGCAUGGCCCCGGGUGGCGAGUUCAGGGAGGCCUUCAAGGAGGCCAGCAAGGUGCCUUUCUGCAAGUUCCACCUGGGUGACCGGCCCAUCCCUGUCACCUUCAAGAGGGCCAUCGCUGCGCUCUCCUUCUGGCAGAAGGUCAGGCUGGCUUGGGGCCUGUGCUUCCUGUCAGACCCCAUCAGCCACCCUCUCCACAGCAAGGACGACGUGGAACGCUGCAAGCAGAAGGACCUGCUGGAGCAGAUGAUGGCUGAGAUGAUCGGCGAGUUCCCGGACCUGCACCGCACCAUUGUCUCGGAGCGCGACGUCUACCUGACCUACAUGCUGCGCCAGGCCGCCCGGCGCCUUGAGCUGCCUCGGGCCUCUGACGCCGAGCCCAGGAAGUGUGUCCCCUCUGUGGUGGUGGGCGUCGUGGGCAUGGGCCACGUGCCUGGCAUUGAGAAGAACUGGAGCACCGACCUCAACAUCCAGGAGAUCAUGACCGUGCCCCCGCCGUCCGUCUCCGGCAGAGUGUCUCGGUUGGCCGUGAAGGCGGCCUUCUUCGGUCUGCUGGGCUACAGCCUGUACUGGAUGGGCCGCCGCACUGCGAGCCUGGUCCUGUCGCUGCCCGCCGCGCAGUACUGCCUGCAGAGGGUGACCGAGGCCCGGCACAAGUAGGAGACUGCUCCCCGCCCGCUCGGGCCCCUGAGGAGCCAGUGCCCCCGCGGCACUUCCUGGGUGCCAGGCGCAUCCUAGCCCGCCGGAGGCCCCUGCCACCCCCCAUGGGGGUCUGGGCCCGGCCUCGCCUGCCCUCCUGGUCCAGUCACCCCUCCCCCAGCCCACCCAAAUAAAGGAUUAUUUAACUGUCUGAGCUCAGGCCUCCCGGCAGCCCCUCCCCUCCCAUACUGCAGGGGCUGUUCACCGGCCUCUGGACAAGACGCCCAGCUCCGAGGAGGCAGGGGCUUGGAGGAGCCGAGGCGUGCGCUGCCCUCUGAGCCCUGGUGGCGGGCGGGGGACAAUGGCCACUGUCCCUACCUCACUGUGCCUUCCUGUGCUCCAGCCAUGGGAGCUUCGGCCCAGGGGCGGCUCCUGGGGGCUCCAGGGCAGGCAAGACUGGGACAAAGGCCCGGCCCUUGAGCUCCAGCCAACCCUGCCAUGCCCCCGGCAUCCUGGCCCCGGCCACCUCCCCGGCGCCGUCUGCCUGCAGGGAUUCUGUGUUUUUGGCUUUUUUAAUGUCUCAAAAUCUUUUACUCAGGUAAUUUUAAUUUCAAAGAGAAAAACUGAAGUAAAUGUCAAAAAACACCAGCCUUAAAUCCAGGGGGACAGAAUUCUUGUUCUGGGGUCUGUCCCUAGUGGGCUUGUGUGCAGCCAAACAUCAGCUCUGGCUCCAGGCGCAGCCUCACCUGGAAGCCUGUGUCCUGAGCCCCCGGAGUGAGGGGGUGCCCAGGGUGUCUGGCCCUCUGUGGGCAGAGAAUGUGUGCACCUAUGUGGAAGGCCAAGGACAUGGGCUAUGGCCGGGCCUGCCCCGCUCAGGCCCCCUGCCCGGCGGCCGUCUGUGUGUGGGGCCUCCCGUGUGCGGGGCCUCCCUCCUGGCUGUCCAGGACACGGCCUGUGCAGCCCCAGCCUGGACCCAGGUCACCUCUGCUUGUGUCUGUCCCGACUCAGUGUUGAGUCAAAUCAGGUGUGCAUCAGGAGCUGGCCGUGUCCUUCCUGCCACACUCGGGGAUUCAUUCCUUAGAAACUGAAAUAAAUUCUAAUUUUGGAAA